This is a messenger RNA of Heteronotia binoei (common prickly gecko), 8111 nucleotides long. It is a transcript of the gene COL18A1, whose product is annotated as collagen type XVIII alpha 1 chain. Gene Ontology annotation, molecular function: protein binding. NCBI's taxonomy places the organism in Eukaryota, Metazoa, Chordata, Lepidosauria, Squamata, Gekkonidae. The transcript has 42 exons. The record is from RefSeq and is a predicted model, not a curated record.
CCCCGCUAGUCUUACAUCUACUUGGAAGAGAGCUGCAUGCUUCCCAGCCUCAGAGCUCCAGAGGACAGAUCAAUGUGAAUUCUUUCAUUCACCACUCACUGCUGCACAGCAUACUCCUCUCCCCCCACCCCCAGCAAUCUUUUAAUGGCUCGGGCUGCGCAGAAUAUUGGACUCCUGCUGUUGCUGUUCUGUAGCUUACCAAAUGCCCAAGGCUGGAGGAGUUGGUUUUGGGGGAGUUCAGAGAAAACAACCCUCCCUCCCACAAAGGCUGUCGAUACCAAGGAUCAGACGACAUAUCAAGUGGCCACAUCCAAGGUGACCACCUUGAACACCCCCCCUGAAAGCUCCACACAGCAGAUGGGAAAAGUAUGGAAUAUAUUCACCCUUAAGAGGCCAGACCUGACUGCAAGUACGACUGUCCCUACUACAGCUACUGCAUCACCUUCUGAUCUGGGAGGCCGAGAGGAAAGUAUUGCAGGGGUAGGGGCUGAGAUCCUCAAUGUGGCUGAUGGUAUCCGGAAUCUUGUUCAACAGUGGGAUAAAAAGACAACCGAAGGGACACAAAGGACCGAGGCACCGGUGACAGCUGGUUUUUUGGAAGCUUCCCCUCUUCAUGUUACGGAACUUGCUGCUUUCCAGAAUGUUACAGCCAACUUGACGGGUGAUGUGCAGAUCUUGCUGGAAGCUGAGCAGCUCCAAGUUGCUGUCUCAGCAACUACAAAGCCCGACUUUCUGUUGAACAAGACUCAAGUUCUUUUAAAGAUGCCUGAGACACCACGCCCAGGUAGUGCUGCUUUCUCCUUUUCACCAGAUGACCACGCCAGCGGGGAUGUGCUGGCUUUUCAAGAAUCCGCAGAUGCAGGGCGAGAAGGUGCUGCCACUCCAGAACUAAGGGCAAACUGGGGAGCUUUAUCAGAAAAACAAGGAAUUGCAUCCCAUCCAAAAGUUUUGGAAUUGCAGAAGCCUCAGGCUAAUAGCAGCGUGCAUGUUGGAAUUACAUCCAAGGUGGUGGGGGCUUCAGACAACUGGCUGUCCCUUUUUGUUGCAAAUUCAAACCAAUCAGCCUUUGAUGGCAAUAGUACCCAUCUCAGCCUUAAAAAACACCCCUUUAAGCAUUCUGGGAUACCAUUAGGCUUCUCUAGUGAUUCUGUUUCUAAUUCAAAUGCAACUAAUUUAAUGGAUUCCCCCCCUGCCAGUAACUCUGAAUCUCUUGAAUUUCUACUAACCUACACUAUGCAACAUUUUAGCAAUAGCAGUGCAGGGCUUCCUUCCUUCUUUUCUGGAUUGACUUCAGCAGCUGGCCGCUGCUUGCCUUUACCAGCCAAGCUGUCAUAUUGCAACAACCUGGGCAUGAAGCAUUUCCGAGUGCCGAAUUAUUUGCAUCAUGGCAGUGAGGAGGAAAUUCGGGCUGCUUUGCAUGAGUGGGAGGGGCUUCUUAAAUCUCGGUGUCACCGCUACUUGGAGUGGUUUUUCUGCUUGCUACUGGUACCCGGGUGUAACACUUCUCUUCCAAUAACACCUCCACCAUGCCGGGGAUUUUGUGAGGCCCUUAAAGAUCUAUGUUGGAUUCAUUUGAAAGAGGGGCACCUUCCGAUAUCAUGCGGCACUCUCCCAGCGGAGGAUGGUGUAUAUUCAUGUGUGUUUGUUAAUGUUUCAGCAGAAAAUUUCAGCACAGAAGUUGGUCUCUUAGAGCUGAUUGGGGAUCCCCCGCCAGACCAGAUAACCAAAAUAUAUGGCCCUGACAACAGCCCUGGCUAUGUGUUUGGACUGGAUGCCAACACUGGCCAAGUGGCCCGUUACCAUCUCCCCAGCCCAUUUUACAGAGACUUUUCACUCCUCUUCCACAUUCAGCCCACGUCGGACAAAGCUGGGGUGCUUUUUGCCAUCACAGAUGCUUCCCAGUCGAUCAUCUAUGUUGGUGUGAAACUUUCAGAGGUUAAAGAUGGGAAGCAGCAGAUAAUCUUCUACUACACAGAGCCUGGCUCUCAGGACUCCUAUGCUGCUGCCACAUUCACGGUGCCUUCCCUUGUCAAUCAGUGGACUCGCUUUGCCAUCAGUGUCGAGGAGGAAGAAGUGGUUCUCUACAUGGACUGUGAGGCAUUUGAGCGGGUCCGUUUUGAGCGUUCACCUGAUGAGAUGGAGCUGGAAGAAGGCUCUGGGCUUUUUGUGGCCCAAGCUGGCGGGUCUGAUCCAGACAAAUAUCAGGGUGUAAUUGCAGAAUUGAAAGUGAAAGGAGAUCCUCGGGCAGCUGACAUCCAGUGUGAGGAAGAGGAGGAUGAUUCUGAUAUGAUGUCUGGAGAUGGUGGAAGUGGAGCUGAAGAAAAGCCACAGCCAUCAGUCAAGGAAAAGGGGGAUGCUGUGCUGUUAAGCCUCCCAGAACCUCCACCUGUCACUUCUCCUCCCACUGAUAAAAAGCCUGUACUGCCAGAAGAGAAACUCAGUUUGCAAACGGAACUAACCAAACCAGAAGAGAGGCCACCAUUUGCAUCAGGAGUUGGAGCCAAAGGUGAAAAGGGGGAUCAGGGCGAAAAAGGUGAACGUGGCCCUAAAGGGGAUUCUGGAGUUGGUGGAGUUCUACCAGCAGGUGGUGCUAAAGGUGAAAAGGGAGAGAAAGGAGAGCUGGGUGUUAAGGGAAAUGCAGGCUUUGGGUAUCCAGGCUCCAAAGGACAGAAGGGCGAACCUGGUGUGCAAGGAUCUCCAGGCCCUGCAGGCCCCCCUGGCCCUGCUGGGACCAUUGUGCAAACCCCUGAUGGCUCUGUUAUAGAGCAAAUUGCUGGGCCACCAGGGCCACCCGGGCCACCUGGGAAUGGUUUACCUGGAAAGGAUGGAGAGCCUGGAGAUCCUGGUGAAGAUGGUAAACCAGGUGAUGUUGGCCCUCAAGGAUUCCCUGGCACCCCAGGGGAGCUUGGACAGAAAGGAGAAAAGGGUGAUCCCGGAAUUGGUGCACAAGGUCCCCCUGGCCCGCCUGGACCACCAGGGUUCAGUUCUAAACUGGACAAGUUGACAUUUAUUGAUAUGGAAGGCUCUGGCUUUGGAGGUGACUUGGAAAGUUUACGGGGCCCCAGAGGACCGCCUGGGCCCCCAGGGCCUCCCGGAGUGCCAGGCUUGCCAGGACAACCUGGGAGAUUUGGGGUGAACGGCACUGACCUUCCAGGACCACCUGGCCUCCCUGGAGUGCCAGGCAGAGAUGGCAGCCCAGGACUUCCAGGACUUCCUGGCCCUCCUGGUUCUCCUGGAAGAGAUGGCAUCCCUGCCCAGCCUGGGGCAAAUGGAGCAACUGGAGAACCAGGAGAACUAGGCCUCCCAGGAGCACCUGGACCCAAGGGCAGUAAAGGAGAUACAGGGUCGCCCGGAGCAUCAGGGGAAGCUGGCCUGGCAGGACUUCCAGGGCCCAUGGGUCCCCGAGGACCGCCUGGGCCUCCUGGUCCACCAGGGCCAGGAUUUGCACCUGGAAUUGAUGACAUGGAGGGCUCAGGACUGCCAUUUGUUUCUGCUGUCCCUGGAGCGCAUGGACCAGAAGGGCCACAGGGUCUGCCGGGACUUCCAGGGCUCAAGGGGGAUGCUGGCAGCCCUGGUGUUCCAGGAGAGAAAGGAGAAAAGGGAGACCCAGGAUUCCCCGGACUGGAUGGUCGGCCUGGCCUAGAAGGUUUCCCAGGGCCACAGGGGGUGAAAGGUGACAGAGGAGACUCAGGGAUAAAGUAAGGUGAACAAGGUCAAGAUGGAUUAGGAUUGCCAGGUCCUCCUGGCCCCCCCGGCCCUCCAGGACAAGUGAUCUACGUGUCCAGUAAUGAUAAAAGCUUGUCUAGUGUACCUGGCCCAGAAGGCAAACAAGGGCAUGCUGGUUUCCCAGGACCAGUUGGACCAAAGGGUGACACAGGAUCCCCAGGCCUUCAAGGCUCUCCAGGACUGAAGGGUGAGAAAGGAGAGCCAGGUGUUAUAAUUGGCCCUGAUGGAACUGUCAUAGCAGCUCAAGCAAAAGGAGAAAAGGGCGAGCCAGGCGCAAAAGGACCUGUGGGACGAGCAGGGCCACCUGGCCGACAUGGACAGAAAGGAGAAAUUGGCUUUCCGGGACGACCUGGUCGGCCUGGCAUGAAUGGGUUGAAAGGAGAAAAAGGUGACCCAGCAGACUCAAGUGGAGGGUUGGGCUUAAGGGGUCUUCCGGGUCUUCCUGGGCCACCUGGGCCUCCAGGACCUCCGGGCAGCAUAGUGCCUGUUUAUGACAAUAAUGCAUUUAGUGAGAUGGGCCCUCCUGGACCUCCAGGACUGCCUGGCUACCAUGGUGCUCCUGGUGAGAAGGGAGAAAAAGGCGAGAUGGGACCUCCAGGGCCAUCAGGCCAAUUCCCUUAUGAUCUCAGCUUAUUUGGCUCCACAAUUAGGGGAGAAAAGGGGGAAAGAGGGGACGCUGGGGCAAAAGGUGAAAAGGGUGAGCCCGGAGGUGGAGGAUUCUUCGGAUCAAGCGCCGCAGGACCUCCAGGUCCUCCAGGAUAUCCUGGCCUUCCGGGGCCAAAAGGGGACAGUGUUAGGGGACCACCUGGCCCCCCUGGACCGCAGGGACCUCCUGGUGCAGGAUUUGAGGGGCGACCAGGGCCUCCUGGUCCUCCGGGUCCUGCUGGAUCUCCUGGUCCCCUUUCUUUUCCAGGUCCCCAUAGGCAAUCUAUUAGUAUUCCUGGACCACCAGGGCCACCCGGACCACCGGGACCUCCAGGCAUUGGUGAUACAUCUUCAGGGCUGCGAAUCUUGCCAACCUAUCAGAGCAUGAUGAGCAGAGCUCACGAAGUGUCUGAAGGGCAGUUCCUUUUCAUCCGGGAUAGAGAAGAACUCUACAUCCGUGUCCGCAGUGGUUUCAGGAGAAUCCUUCUUGAGGAAAGAAUCUCCCUCUCUGGUCCUGGUCUGGACAAUGAGGUGUAUGAUAGGUCUCCAAGUAUCCACUACUCACACAGUGGGGGCACAGCAUCAUCUGGAUCCCAGCGCCCAUUUCCGCAACAUUUACCUUUGCAUCCUCAUCGAGAACAUAGUGUCUACUCCACUGCCAAGCCCUGGAGAGGAGAUGAGAGUGUGGCUAACCAGCAUCGCCUUCCUGAGCAACCUGUCAUCCACCCUCAUGAGGGAGCACAGCAGCAGCAAGAGCAAGUGAACACCUUCUUCCACAACAGCCGCCAGUCUGAAACUCUUCCUUCUGCUGUUCACACACACAAUGACUUCCAGCCUGCUCUCCACCUUAUAGCCCUGAACACUCCCCUGAGUGGCAGUAUGCGUGGCAUCCGAGGGGCUGACUUCCAGUGUUUCCAGCAAGCCAGGGAGGUUGGACUAAUGGGCACCUUCCGAGCAUUCCUUUCGUCCCGACUGCAAGACCUCUACAGUAUAGUUCGGAGAGCAGACAGGAGCAUGGUGCCUAUAGUCAAUCUCAGGGAUGAAGUGCUAUUUACUAACUGGGAGUACCUCUUCUCAGGCUCUGAGGCUCCCUUUAGAACUGGGGUUCGUAUCCUCUCCUUUGAUGGAAGGGACGUCUUGAGAGAUUCUGCAUGGCCUCAGAAGUCUGUGUGGCAUGGCUCUGACUCCAAGGGGCGGCGGUUAACAGAGAGCUACUGUGAGACAUGGCGGACAGAUGACAUGGUGGUGACAGGGCAGGCGGCCUCACUGGCUUCAGGCAAGCUGCUUGAGCAGAAAAGCAGCAGCUGCCAAAACGCCUUCAUCGUCCUAUGCAUUGAAAACAGCUUCAUGAUUUCUUCUCAGAAAUGAAUUUGGCACACGCCAAAAGCUCCGACUGCAAGUGGAGGGUGGGAACCUCCUGUUGCCCUCACGUAGAGAGGAACAGGUGAUGGCCCCUCCCCACCUCACCCCCAAUCAGGAUAGUGUGUCCAGCCAGUUCCACAGUAUAGCCGUGAAGCAGAUAAAUGAAUGACAAAGCCAAAGAGUGUCUUCCUGUGGUUUCCAGUGCAGACUGGUGCUGAAUGUGUCCCUCCCACCCCCCCCUUUGGCAUGGCUGUGAAUAAUACAUGUCUCUGCCAGAAGGGCUGUUUGUGAGGCAAUCUUCAGGCAAGUAUGGUACAUGAAAUGGUCUCUUUCUCUCUCUAGCCAUGUACACGAUGCAAAGAAUGUAUGUACAAUCUGUGUACAGUGUACACUUGAUUUCUUUGUAUAAGCAUUGAGUAACUCAGGUUAAAUUUAAUGCAAGUACAAUUGAAUGCAUGAUUUCUUUUCUUUUUUAAAAAAAACAUUUAUCCAGGUAUUGAUCUCCAGUUUUAUUUUGAAAAUAUGCACACAUUGGCUCUUUAUUACGAACAGAUGUGCUUGUGUACAUGCAUUCGCUAUACCUUGUGAACAGGGCUCAUCUCUCUCUUAAAUCAUGCUCAUAUCACACCUUUAAUUGUAUCUUUCGUUACAAGUUCCAUAUUUGUCUGUCACUCUCUUUCCCCAACGUCCACUUUGAUUUCCUUUUUAAAGAACGAGACAGCCAGGAGCAAGUGUGCAGAUCAGAAAUUCUGUUUAAUGGGGCUGAGUUGUCAUAGAAGAGACUCUUCAUAAAGUAGACAGGUGAUAGUACUGCUUCCCUUUGGAGCCCAGUGCUCUCAGUUUGACCUACCAUUACCUCUGCAUGGCACAGCCAGGUACUCUUGGCACUGCCUGCUCUUAUUUUGGGAGAAGAGUGCUGCUAAGGAUCACAAACUAGACCCUGGGGACACUUGUGGCCUUAAUAAACGUUUGUACAGAGUUCUCUCUGGGCCCAGAAAACCAUCAUGCCCAAGAACUCUUUGAAAGAGACAAAGUCCCUUUGAAGGUAGAUACUGCAUAUGGAAAUGAAGAAUGACACUGCCUCCCAGCACACGCUAAGUCAGAAGCAGCAGCUGGCUUAGUAGUUUUGCUGAGGUUCUCUUAUCGUGCAGACUCUUCUCGUAACAAUAUUCUGGUUAUAAUUUUUGUUAUAGAAUUUGUAGCAUCCUGCCCAGUGCCACAUGGAUUAAGGCUACAAGUCUUGCUUUGCAUAGUGCUUCUCUCCCUGCCCCCCCCUAUCUAGAACUAGAGGUAUUAAGAACAACUACCUUAAACUUCAGGGGUUUGAUUUUGCUCAAGUAUUUUAUUUGAGCUUGGAAAGAAGAGACAAAAAUUGUCAUUUAAAAAAAUCUUUUUUUUUUUAACAUCCUUCUUAAGUGCUGCCCCACUAUAUGGUUGCUAACUAUCUCCAUGGAAAAUGGGCUGGUACAAGUUUGGCACUGUCAUCAGUGAUGAUCCUGGAAACCUAUCCAUUUUCUUCAGCACCAUUCCUUCAACACCAUUACUUUUAAAGCUGUAGCUUAAAAGUAGAGAUAAAAGUUUCUGACUUCAUCACCCCUUUGAUUAAUAACAAAUGCAAUUAAGAGAUGGCUUUAUAUGUAUUCUCCUAAAUCCCUCUUGAACUCUGGCCCUAAUCUAACUUUUUAAUAGAACCAGAGCUGUUUUGUGAGUUAAUCUGGACAGGGAUAUGGGCCCCUUUUAACCACCUCUUUUCCUUCUCACCCCCCCCCCCCCAAAAAAAAAAAAUUAUGUGGCAGGAACCACUUGACCAAAGCCAUUCCUCACACCUAUACAUUCAGUCUCUUUAAAAAAGUAACUGGCAAUGUGUAAGUAUUUCUGGGUCUAGGCACUAACCACUAUCUGGUGUUGCACAUCCUGCUUUGCUCCGUUCCCCAGUAGUACAGGUGAAUUUGACAUAAGCAGGUUUGUGGCCAGGUAAGCUUUUAAGCUACCAAGUGAAGAAGGCCUGACAGCCUGCCCCCUGAUGAUAUGCCUUGAUUUCCUGUUGAAGUCACUUUUAUUGUGGAAGUCUUAUCGAGACAUUGGUAUUGCCAUGUACCAGUUUGUUUUAAACACUAAUGCCUAACCAUCUGAAGCAGCUGUGAAAAAGCCAAGGUGCUAAAUUUCUACCUAGCUUUUUAAUUGUCCAUCUGAGAUUUUAUUACUUGGGGUGGGGUGGGUUACAAGAACCUGUGCAAGUCACACAGUCAGUUUCUGUCUACUGUAUUUUGUGAAACUUACUGCAAUUUUAAAAGCCUGUGGAUUUCUAUACCUUUGUGUGUUGUGUUGUAUAAACUGUUUCCUAAAGGCACUGAAUAAAGGACAAUAUCCUCUUUUGA